This is a messenger RNA of Linum tenue, 2465 nucleotides long. The record is from the annotation of a GenBank genome assembly. NCBI's taxonomy places the organism in Eukaryota, Viridiplantae, Streptophyta, Magnoliopsida, Malpighiales, Linaceae.
UGAAAAUAGGCUUCCAGGACUCGGCCGGGUCACACGACUCAACGAGUCCCAAUUUAGCCAAGUAACUCAUCAUUUUUCCGUGACGGUGGAGUCACGACAGCAAAGAGAGCGACAAUGAGGAACAGCACCGUUAACGCCACGUCAUCCGCGUCACACGUCUUCUCCCGCCACGUCAUGGAACCUCCUGCGAUUAAACCGGGAAGAGCAAUGGCGGAACGGUAAAUCACCAAGAGGAAGAAGAAGUAGAACAAAGAAGAAAAAACCUAUUUUCUUCAGCGAGUAGAAAAAGGGCAGAGUGAGAAAAUAAAAAGGAAAAGGAAGGAAGGAGAGAGAGAGAGGAACGUUGGCUUGGGAGAAAUUAUCAAUGGGGUGGGAAUCCUGGAAACAGAAAUUCCUGUAAAAGUGGGUUCUCUCUGCUCUUUCCCUUCUGCUGCUGCUGCUCCUCCUCCUCCUCCUCCAUCGCCAUCUCUCUCUACUCCUCCUUCCCUCUCUCUCAUCCUCAUUCUCUGUGUUCCUUCUAUCACGAUCGCGUAUUGGAUGAUCCAAGAGGAAGAAGUCGGGAAGGAAGGGGAAUUCACGCACUGAGAAAUUCUCCUCCUCUUUUUCUCGGGUGCCAAACGUGAAAUUUCCGACCUUUUCCCCCUUUUAGGGUUCUUAAAUAAAAUUUUUGUGGGGAUUUUUUUAUUUCCUCCAAUGACUUAUAGAAAUGAUGAUGACAAUUCGGUUCCGGAGCUGAGGAUGAGAGUAGAUGAUGAUUGCAAUGGAGGAGACAACGAGGGUGUUAUGAAUAAAAUUGGGUAUAUGAGAUUGAGAGGCGAGGAUGGAGUGGAGGAAGAAGAAGGGCUUGAUGAUGAUGAUGAUGGAGUAGGGAAACCAGGAUCUGGUUUCUUCUGUUGGAGGUGGAGUUGGUGUGUCGUUUGGUAUUGGGUUAAGCUUGCUGCUCUGUUUGCUUGUUUAGGUGGCUUGGCUUUCGUUGUGCUCAAAUGGGUUGGUCCCUACUUCAUGGACAAGCAAAUCAUUCCCAUCAUCAACUGGGAGACGACAACCUUUAGCACUCCAGAGCUGGCACUUCUAGUCUUCUUUUCAGUCGCAUUCUUCCCAACCCUACUCUUGCCGUCUUCACCUUCUAUGUGGGUAGCUGGAAUGACUUUCGGUUAUGGCUAUGGAUUCUUAUUGAUCAUAGUUGCAAUCACUGCUGGAAUUUCACUUCCAUUUUGCAUUGGUACUCUGUUCCUUCAUAGAAUUGAGGGAUGGUUUGACAAAUAUCCAAAGCAGGCUUACAUACUGAGAGCAGCUGGUGAAGGGAAUUGGCUCCACCAGUUUCGCUCAGUGGCUUUAAUACGAAUUUCGCCGUUCCCUUAUAUUCUAUAUAAUUAUUGCGCUGUUGCAACGCAUGUCAAGUAUGGUCCUUAUCUGCUGGGGUCUUUGGCGGGCAUGGUUCCGGAGAUAUUUGUUACCCUCUACACUUGGUGGAAACUCUGGAGAACAUGUAGCUAAGCUAGAGGAUUUGGAAUAUUCCAAUUUCUGGGAAUCAUAUUAGAGGGAUCCUUAUACAGACACUGGCAGAUGCUUCACAGGACGAGCACGAUCUGUCAGCAUCACAGAUUGCUUUCAAUGCCAUUGGCUUCUGUUUCACGGCAGCCACCACGGCGUUCUUCACUCUCUACGCUAAAAAGCGGCUGAAGGCACUGCAAGACGAACCUCUUUUGGCAUAGCUUCCUCUGAUUCUUGUUUCCUGGUCCAGUAAAGGAGAGAAAAGAAUGUUGCAGCAGCAACACAAGACAGUCACAGCAGUUUGCAUGUAUAGUUUUGAGAUGAUUGAAGCAGCAGGAUGAUGAAAUUUAGCAUCUUCUUGUUGAAAUAACUUCAUCUGUACACAGAAGGGUGCACAGUACGGGAGCCUGAUCAUGAACAGCGGUGUGUAUAGCAGCGUGGGACAGGAAAUCUGAAGGACAGGCAUCUAACCUAGUAUAGAAACCAGCUUCGUUUUUGCUUGUUUUUUUGGUUUUGCUAUCUGCUUCCAUUCUGACUUCUCUCUUCCAAAUUCUUUAUUUCUUGCUUUCUACCCCCCAAUUGAUCCUUGUAUAUGAUUGAGAUGUACCCCUGAAAAGGGCUGAACCUGGAAAAUCUAUCAAAAUUCAGAAGUCUGCUUGACUUGUGAGCCAAAUUUUAGGUGUGCAAAUUAUGCAGACGGCAAUGGUUCUGCAACACAAUCAUUGAAGUCGAUUAUUUGUUUGUGAUAUGAAUAGUUUGUCGUUGGAAAAGCUGGUGAUGGAAAUGGUCGGAGCAGGGCCACGAUGGACAAGGGCUUUGGGCCAGAACUUGUAAUGCUGAUAUCCUUCGGCGUCAGCCCAACGGUCUGGCCACAGAAGCUGCACACUGUGUAGGCCAUGGCUGAUGGCACCUUGAGUGAAUAUUUGUUUCUACUUGGAACAAAAUUAACUUCACCCUUUGUAGACAUCCGA